CUCGGUGUUUAACAGUGUACAGUACAGUGUACCGUGUACGAGUGAUACACGGGAUCUAGCAUUUGUGUGAAGUGGGUGCACCCGCCAGCACUUUGAUACGCAUCUACUCUCCCACAAGAACCGUCUCACAGCAAACAGCUCGUUUUGCUCCUUUCUCCUCCGAUGACUGCACGAGGCUCAACCAAUAAUGGACCAAGAAAGACACAGAAGCGGAACCUAGUGCAUAAGACCAAAGGGAAGGAGCCACUAAAGAAGGGAAAGGAACGUUUCCAGGGUCGGGUCGAAAUUACCGGCAAUGUCGCUUACUUACUACUGGACCAAGCGCCAGAAAUGAGAGAGUGGCGGAUGCGUGAUCAUCGCAGGGAGAAGAUGCACAAGACUUUUGCAAAGAUCAAUAUAAAG
Molecule: messenger RNA, 402 nt
Organism: Spizellomyces punctatus DAOM BR117
Lineage: Eukaryota; Fungi; Chytridiomycota; Chytridiomycetes; Spizellomycetales; Spizellomycetaceae
Exons: 3
Source: RefSeq, a predicted model, not a curated record